This is a messenger RNA of Phytophthora nicotianae INRA-310, 1470 nucleotides long. RefSeq lists its product as hypothetical. Bases 1 to 1470 code for a protein of 489 amino acids. Gene Ontology annotation, cellular component: nucleus. The record is from RefSeq and is a predicted model, not a curated record. Gene Ontology annotation, biological process: double-strand break repair; single strand break repair. The transcript is spliced from 7 exons. Gene Ontology annotation, molecular function: 3'-tyrosyl-DNA phosphodiesterase activity; single-stranded DNA binding; double-stranded DNA binding. NCBI's taxonomy places the organism in Eukaryota, Oomycota, Peronosporomycetes, Peronosporales, Peronosporaceae.
AUGGCGGACGACAACCGCGCACUCAAGCGGCAGAAGCUUGCGACGAGUACAGGCGCUAAUACAGCUCCGUCUGAGCUGGGCUUUUACUUAAAUCGACUGAAGACUGCCCCAUCCGCUCACAACCUGCACGCAAAGAGUCUGAGCGAUCUGUUGGAAGGAGAAUUCUCCCGAUGCCUGCUAACCAACUACAUGUACGAUCUCCCAUGGCUGUUCGCCGAAUGCCCUCGACUGACUGAAGUGCCGGUAUUACUGGUGCACGGAGAGAGAGACCGACAGGGAAUGACGAAGGAAUGCCGAGAAUACUCUAAUGUGACGCCUGUUGUCCCGCCGCUGCCUAUUCCGUACGGAACCCACCAUACUAAGAUGUUGGUGGCGCUGUAUUCGGAAAAGGUGCGAGUGGCGAUCUUCACGGCCAAUUUCUUGUCCAACGACUGGAAUUCCAAGACACAAGGACUGUGGUACCAGGACUUUGGGCUAAAGGUUCUUGCUGACAGUGAGGACGAAGAGGAAGAGACUGUCUCUGGCAGUUCUAGUGACUUUGAGGUCGAUCUGGUCCAUUAUCUGUCGUCCCUGGGAGCUCCAGUCAAGCUGUUUUGCGCAGAACUCAAACGGUUUGACUUUUCAACUGCAAGGGUUGCUUUGGUUCCGUCGGUCCCUGGUGUCCACAAAGGAAAAGAUAUGGAGAAAUACGGGCAUCUCCGCAGCUAUAGCAUUUUAUUAACGUACACUCUGUGUUGCAUGAACAGGCUACUGAAAAUGUACAAAAUCCCUCCGACAGACAACCCGUUGAUUUGCCAGUUCUCUAGCUUAGGGUCGCUUGACGAGAAGUGGCUCUUCGGAGAGUUUGCAGAGAGCUUCUUGCCUGGGAAGAAGAUUAUAUCCUCCACAUCCAUGCCAAUCCAAGCAUUGCACAUAAUUUGGCCCUCGGUUGAGGAUGUAAGAAACUCUCUUGAGGGAUGGAACUCUGGGCGUUCGAUUCCUUGCCCAUUGAAGAAUAUGAAGCCGUUCUUGCACAAGUAUCUUCGAAAGUGGAAGCCCCCGUCGGAGCUUCACCGCCAAAACGCCAUGCCGCACAUCAAGUCGUAUGCUCGCUUUAAUCCGAGCGAUGAUGGAGCAGGAGAGCUGGCCUGGGCCAUUGUCACCAGCUCAAACUUGAGCAAAGCUGCGUGGGGUACGCUCCAGAAGAACAAGACUCAGCUAAUGAUCAGGUCGUACGAGCUCGGUGUCAUGUUCCUGCCUCCAUUGUUGGGACGUCAAAGAAAUGGAACUCCAUCACGUCUUGUGACAAUUGCGAGUAAAGCGGCUGAACAUUCCGACGUUGCAGGGUCCGACACUCAGCCAACUGAGCUCCUACCGCUGCCGUACAGCUUCCCAUUGACUACCUACAACCCAAAAAACGACGAACCAUGGGUAUGGGACCUCGUUCGAGAAAGCCCCGAUAUCUUCGGGAACGCCUACAUCCCACACUAG